GGAGAGGGAAGGGAAGGGAAGGGAAGGGAGAAUGUAAGAGAGAAAGAUAUUGAAAAGGAAUUGACAGAACAUUUUGGGAGGGAAAAAUGAGAAUGAAAUGAAGUGAAGGCAUUGCGAGAACGUAACAGUAAUAAUAGAUGGCAAAGGCAAAGCUUUCGAGCUUAGUGCACGAGCUUCGAGAACGCAUUGCGGCUUCUUCUUCAACUCCAACCACCACCACCACCACCACUAACAAUAAUGUAACUGCCUCAGACGACGACGCUUUGGAAGUCAGGUUUCGUAGCGUGCUCCCUAAUCUUAUCAACGCAUACCUGCUCCCUUACUCCUCCGCCAAUGAGAGAGAAGCCAUCGCCGUCGUCAAGCUCGUCUCUCACACCGCCAAGUACUUCCCCGGCGUCUUCUUCCACGGCUCCGACUCUGCUUCCCUUCUCCCUAUCCUCGCUCGCCUUCUCCCUUUCUUCUCCGAUCCUCUCUUCCGCUCUCGUCAUGCUGUCUUCUUCGAAGCUCUUGGAUCUCUUCUCUCCUUGCUUCGUACCGGUGCUCGCGACGCUUUCCGCCACUUCUUCCUUGACGCCAUGCUCGCCGUUCAAGAUGUCGUACACGUGGCUUCCCUUUGCCAUCAACAUGAUUGCAAUGAUGGAUCAUCAACUUCUAAGUUCACGAUUAAGUGUUUCUGCGACUCGUUCUCAGGAAUAGGAGAUCUACCGGCAACGCUCAAACCGUUGGAUGGUUAUGGUUUAUUGAUUGACCUCAGUGGCCAAGCGAGGUGGCAGCCUUUUGCUACUUGGAUUUUGAAGCUUAUCAGUAAAUGUAUCACCAAAGGAACGCUUUAUGUUGAAGGAUUGAUCGGCGUGUCGUUUGUUUCUGCUGCAUGUUCGCUCUUAUGCUAUGGGGAUUCUGAUCUUCACAUGGCAUGCUUUGACUUUGUACACAUCCUUGGAACUGUUACAAACUAUGAUAUCAUUCCUUAUUACAAUUUAAUCCUGUCAAUAUGUACUAUCCUGAAUGUGGACAAGGAGGGGCUUCCUGUAUUCAGAAACAUGGCUUAUGAUUCUUCGAUGGGUAUUUGCCUCAAUGCACUCUACUCUAGCUGCCCAGAAGAUGUUGUCAAACUUACCGCUGCUGAUUUAGUCAGUGUAUUCCGCCGAUCGUUGUCGAGAACCAAAAGCCAGGAACUUAAGGUUGCACUAUGCAGUGCCUAUGCUAGGAUUGCGCGAGUUUGUCCUCCGCAUAUCUGGCAGCCAGAAUAUCUAAUAUCUGCACUUUAUCAACUAGAAGACCUAUUCCGGCCUCUAAUAGAUUGCUUUCAAGUAGCUCUAUCUACACUUGGUCCACAUCUUGUUGGGGGAGUCCAAGGAAAUGAUAACACUUUAACCACAUUAGCAUCCAAUGAUCAGUCAAUUCAAAGCAUGAGGCUUGGCCUAAAGAGGCCCAUUGAGGACGUUCAUAAUCCAACAAUCAAGCGGCAAAAAGUGAAUGAGGAAAUUGUUGCCAGUCUUGAGAUGGAAUGCAAAUAUAGUGGUAUAGUUACUUGCCAAAGGGUAGAGGAUUAUGCUGAUCAUAUGAAUAAAUCUCUUCUUUCAUUUGUCCAAUCAUUAAAUGCUCCUGCUGUUAGUGAUGCUUUGCUGAGUUUGAGACCGAUGGCCGCUUUAUCUGCACUUAGCAUGCUAUGCAUUACCUUUUCUAUUUAUCCAGAAACUGAUAUAUAUCUCAGAAUUUUUCAGCAGAUGCAUACAUGGCUUCCUUGGAUAGUUGAACAGGCUAAAGAAGGAAAUUCAAUUACCAUAGAUAUCUCCACCUACCUGGAAGGAAUUCACAGUAUAUUGCUUUCCCAAAGAUCUGCUUUCAAGGAAAACAACAACUUAUUGCAAGAUAAGCGAUACCGUGAAGACCUUUGUGUAGUGCUUAAACUUCCUUGGACUCAUAUGCUACCUGCUGUUGAUAACCAUUGCCCAUGGAAAGCAAAAUGCCUUUCUCUUCAAGUAUUAUCCAAGCUAGGCCCAAACUUGAGCAGCAGUGUUGUUCUUGAAGUUUUAGAUAUGGGUCUGCAUGAUGAAGCUGAAAAAGUAAGAACUGAAGCUGUCAUUUCUAUGCCAGUGAUGCUUUUCUGGUCUACUCUUGAUAUAUCAUCUCCUGUCAUUCAAAAGAUUGAGUACAUAAGGAGAGAUAAUGAGAAGGUAAAGAAAUUGGUUCCCAUAACACUUGGUAUGUUGUCAUGCCUUUAUGGAUGCAGAGGAGCUACCUCUGGCUUACAUACAGAUGAAUGCAAAUUAUUUCUGAAUGUAAAAGAUGGAAAACCAUGUUGGUCGGUAGAUUGUUUACUGCAAAAUUUCAGAUGCUCAAAAUGUGACAGAAAUUUUAUUCGCAAUCAUGGUGAGCAGCAUCCUCCAAUUAUUCACCAAGCUAAUGUGCAUGGAGCAAAUGUAGAUGUUAGUUUGGAAUGUAAUCUUAUUCAACUUCAGUCUUUAUUUUUUGAACUUCUGUUUGAUGAGUCAUCACAUGAUGUCCAAAUUUCCUGCGUGAAAGUUAUUCAUCGCAUCCUUGCACAUGGAUCUGCGGAUAAUCUGAUUCAAACUAGAUUUCAGUGGAUAAAAUGUGUAGAGUUUCUUUUAAUUAGCAGGAGCAAGGAAUUGAGAGAAGCAUUUUGCAGUCAGAUUAGUUCAUUUGCAGACAAUCUCAUUUUGAGUUUGAUUUUUCCUGGAGAUGUUGACAAAAGCAAGGAGCAGAAAUUCUUGGAUACAAUUCAACAUGCCAUGACAGUAGCAGAAAGUCCUCAGAUAUUAGAGACUCUAAUGGAAUGCAUAGCGGAAAUAAUGUCUGCUGUUAAUGUAGAUAGCAAAAUGUUCUUGUAUUGUCUAAUUUUGUUGGUUGAUCGGCUAGAUAGCAUGCAUGUGGCGGUAAGAAUGAAUGCAUCAAGGUUAAUACACAAGGCUUGCUAUUUCCAUCUGAAAGGAGGUCUGGAGCUAAUUCUUUUAAAAGAUGUUCAUAUUUGUACCGAACUGUAUGAUUAUAUCUCUGAGAGACUUGCGAGCCGUCCGGUUUUAGUGAAGGAGUUUGCGGAAGCUGUUUUUGGCAUUGAGACUGAAGAACUUGUGAAGAAAAUGGUCCCUUUUGUUCUCCCAAAGCUUGUGGUCUGUCAUCAGGACAACAAUCAAGCAGUUGACACCUUACAUGAGUUGGCCAAGUGUUUGAACACUGAUAUGGUGCCACUUAUAGUUAACUGGCUGCCAAAAGUGCUUGCAUUUGCUCUUCAUCAAGCAGAUGACCAAAAGUUACUUGCUUCUGUGCAGUUUUACCAUGCACAAACUGGUUCCAACAAGCAGGAAAUAUUUGCAGCUGCUUUACCUGCACUUCUAGAUGAACUUAUAUGCUUUACAGAUGGUGGUGAUUCAGAUGAGAUAAAUAUAAGAUUAGCAAGAGUGCCUCAGAUGAUUAAAGGCAUUGCUAUUGUUCUCACUGGUGGAGAUGAUCUUCCAGGGUUUUUGAGGAAUCAUUUUGUUGGCCUCCUUAAUAGUAUAGACAGGAAGUUGCUCCAUGCUGACGAUUUUGUGCUUCGGAGACAAGCAUUGAAGCGUAUUGAGAUGCUUAUUAGAAUGAUGGGUUCUCAUCUUAAUACUUAUGUACCAAAAUUGAUGGUUCUUCUGAUGCAUGCAAUAGGUAAUGAAUCACUGCAAAAGGAGGGUCUGUCUGUCUUGCACUUUUUCAUAAAACAAUUGGCUGAAGUAUCACCAUCUAGCAUUAAGCAUAUAAUUUCUCAAGUUUUUGCCUCCCUUCUUCCGUUCUUGGAAAGAGACAAAGAAAAUUCCUCCACACACUUGGACAAAGUGGUAGAAAUUUUGAAAGAACUGAGUCUUAAGAACACGGCUAUCCUAAAACAGCAUAUAUGUGAGUUCCCCCCGUUACCCAGCAUACCUGCUUUGAAGGAAGUGAACAAAGCGAUUGAGGAUGCACGUGGGUCAUCAAAUUUGAAGGAUCAGUUGCGAGAUGUAGUGGAUGGUUUAAAUCACGAGAACUUAAAUGUGAGGUACAUGGUAGCAUGUGAGCUUUGCAAGCUUUUGAACUUGAGAUGGAAGGAUGUUACCGCUCUAAUCACUGCUGAAUCUGGUUCAGACUUGGAUGUCUUGAGUUUGUUGAUCACAUCACUGUUAAGAGGAUGUGCAGAAGAGUCAAGGACUGCAGUUGGGCAGCGGUUGAAGUUGGUUUGUGCUGAUUGUCUCGGAGCCCUUGGUGCUGUUGACCCUGCUAAAGUAAAAAGCUUUUCAUGUCAACGUUUCAAAAUUCAAUGUUCUGAUGAUGACCUCAUAUUUGAACUGAUCCACAAACACCUAGCUCGGGCAUUUAGAUCAGCUCCUGAUACUGUUAUUCAAGACUCUGCCGCAUUGGCUAUACAAGAGUUACUAAAAUUUGCUGGUUGUGAAGCAUCGCUGGAUGAGAAUGCUCCAGCUUCCACAUCACAGGAAAAGAAGGAUGAGGAUAAUAGUAACAGUUUUACAUCCAAAAUUAAGAGAUCCAAUUGUAGUAAUGUGAUGAACAAUAGAGGCCAAAAAUUAUGGGACCGGUUCUCUAAUUAUGUGAAAGAGAUAAUUGCCCCAUGCUUAACAUCUAGGUUUCAGCUUCCUAAAGUGCCCGAAUCAACAUCUGCUGGCCCAAUUUACCGCCCUUCUAUGUCAUUUAGAAGAUGGAUAUUCUUUUGGAUUAGGAAACUGACUAUGCAUGCUACUGGAUCUCGUGCAAGCAUCUUUAAUGCUUGUCGAGGUAUUAUACGCCAUGAUAUGCAAACAGCAAUAUAUUUGCUUCCAUACUUAGUUCUUAAUGCUGUCUGUCAUGGAACACAGGAGGCACGGCACAGUAUAACAGAAGAAAUCCUUUCAGUUCUUGAUGCAGCUGCAUCAGAGAACAGUGGUGCUCCAGUUCAUGGAUACAGUGGUGGUCAAAGUGAAGUUUGUAUUCAAGCUGUGUUUACUCUUCUUGAUAAUCUUGGACAAUGGGUGGAUGAUGUUGAACAAGGGCUUGCACUUUCCCUUUCUAAUUCAUCAGCAUCUAAGCAACAGAACUCAAAGGAUCCAACUUCAAAUUCCUUGACAUAUCAGGACCAACUCCUUGUACAGUGUAAAUAUGUUUCUGAGCUUCUCUCUGCAAUUCCAAAGGUGACUCUUGCUAGUGCUUCUUUUAGGUGUCAGGCUUAUGCAAGGUCCUUGAUGUACUUUGAAUCCUAUGUGAGGGAAAAGUCAGGUGCUUUCAAUCCUGCUGCUGAGAGGAGUGGCAUCUUUCAGGACGAAGAUGUUUCUCAUCUUAUGGAAAUAUACAGCUGUUUGGAUGAACCAGAUGGGUUGUUUGGCUUGUCCUGUUUAAGUAAAUCUUUGAGGUUGCAAGAUCAACUUCUAAUAAACAAAAAAGCUGGUAACUGGGCUGAUGUGUUGACUUCCUGUGAACAAGCUUUGCAGAUGGAGCCAACCUCAGUUCAGAGGCAUUCAGAUGUCCUUAACUGUUUACUGAACAUGUGCCAUCUUCAGGCCAUGGUCACUCAUGUUGAUGGUUUGAUUUCUAGGAUUCCUCAGUACAAGAAAGCAUGGUCCAUGCAAGGUGUGCAGGCAGCCUGGAGGCUUGGCAGGUGGGAUUUGAUGAAUGAGUACCUUAGUGGAGCUGAUGAAGAAGGUUUAGUUUGCAGCAGCUCUGAAAGUAAUGCUUCAUUUGACUUGGAUGUUGCAAAGAUUCUUCAAGCAAUGAUGAAGAGGGAUCACUUCUCAGUUGCAGAGAAAAUUGCUUUAUCCAAGCAGUCAUUAAUUGCCCCUUUAGCUGCUGCAGGGAUGGAUUCUUACAUGCGGGCAUACCCAUUCGUUGUAAAACUUCACUUUCUACGGGAGUUGGAGGACUUCCAUUCUCUUUUAGGUGAUGACUCUUUCUUAGAGAAAUCAUUUCAUUUGGGUGAUUUAGCUUUCUCCAAAUUGGUUGAAAACUGGGAUAAUCGUAUCAGAUUUACACAAUCUUCACUAUGGGCUAGAGAGCCACUACUAGCUUUGAGGAGACUGGUUUUCAGUGCAAGCAGUCUUCGUCCUCAAGUUGGUAACUGCUGGCUUCAAUAUUCAAAGUUAUGUCGCUUGGCUGGUCACUAUGAAACAGCCAACAGAGCAAUUUUAGAAGCCCAGGCCUGUGGUGCUCCUAACGUCCACAUGGAAAAUGCAAAACUUCUUUGGAGUACCCGGCGGUCAGAUGGUGCCAUUGCAGUAUUACAGCAAUCUCUCUUGAACAUGCCCGUUGAAGUGUUAGGCUGUGCUGCUCUGUCAUCUAUUACUAGCCUUUCCCUAGUACCACUUAACCCAGCACCUAUUGUCUGUGAAAGUCAAUCUCCAAAUGAGAACAGAGAUAUUGCGAAGACUCUCCUUUUGUACUCAAGGUGGAUUCAUUACACUGGCCAGAAACAGAAGGAAGAUGUCAUAAGUCUUUAUACGAGGGUGAGGGAACUGCAGCCCAAAUGGGAGAAAGGAUACUUCUAUAUUGCUAAGUAUUGUGAUGAAGUGCUCGGUGAUGCCCGGAAACGCCAGGAGGAGAAUAUUGAACUUGGUCCCAGACGAGUUUCUUCAAAGGCUGCUACUGUUGGUGGUGAAAUGUCUUGGUGGUCCUAUCUUCCUGAUGUACUGUUAUUCUACGCAAAAGGACUUCACAGGGGACACAAGAAUCUAUUUCAGGCACUUCCAAGGUUAUUAACCCUGUGGUUUGACUUUGGAAGUAUGUGUCAAAGAAGUGGUUCCUCAAACCUUAAAGAUCUAAAGAGUAUACAUGGGAAGGUAAUGAGUAUUAUGAGAGGAUGCUUGAAGGAUUUACCAACAUACCAUUGGUUGACGGUGCUACCUCAACUGGUUUCUAGAAUUUGCCACCAGAAUGAAGAAAUUGUUCGACUGGUUAAACUUAUUAUUAUCUCUGUUCUUCGUCAGUAUCCACAGCAGGGCCUAUGGAUUAUGGCUGCAGUUUCAAAAUCUACUGUUCCUUCAAGGCGGGAAGCAGCAGCUGAAAUCAUACAAGGUGCACGUAAAGGUUUCAGCCUGGGAAGUAAUGAGAACAGUUUGUUUGUUCAAUUUGCGAGCCUUAUUGAUCAUUUGAUCAAGUUAUGCUUUCAUCCUGGUCAGCCAAGGGCAAGGACAAUUAAUCUCUCAACUGAAUUUAGUGCUCUAAAGAGGAUGAUGCCUCUGGGGAUCAUUAUGCCAAUUCAACAAUCUCUUACCGUUAAUCUGCCAACAGUUGAGGGGAAGCCUGGUGAUUCACUUAUGCCAGAUAUCUUUGCUGCCACAGAUCUUCCUACCAUAGCAGGAAUUUCAGAUGAGGCUGAAAUUCUUUCAUCUCUUCAGCGACCUAAGAAAAUCAUUCUACUGGGCAGUGAUGGCCUUGAACGUCCCUUUCUUUGCAAACCUAAGGAUGAUCUUCGCAAAGAUGCCCGCAUGAUGGAGUUUACUGCAAUGAUUAAUCGAUUGCUAUCCAAAUAUCCUGAAAGUCGACGAAGGAAGCUCUAUAUUCGUACUUUUGCUGUGAUUCCUUUGACAGAGGACUGUGGUAUGGUAGAGUGGGUGCCCCACACUCGUGGACUUCGACAAAUUCUUCAAGACAUAUAUAUAACUUGUGGGAAGUAUGACAGGCAGAAAACUAAUGGUCAUAUUAAACGAAUUUAUGAUCAAUGCCAAGGUAAAAUGCCAGAGGAUGAGAUGCUUAAGGGAAAAAUCCUUCCGAUGUUUCCUCCUGUUUUCCACAAAUGGUUCUUGACUACAUUUUCUGAGCCUGCUGCCUGGUUCAGGGCCCGUGUUGCUUAUGCUCACACUACUGCAGUUUGGUCUAUGGUCGGGCAUAUUGUGGGGCUGGGUGACCGGCAUGGUGAAAACAUUCUUUUUGACUCUACCAGUGGUGAUUGUGUUCAUGUUGAUUUCAGUUGCUUAUUUGACAGAGGCCUGCAGUUGGAGAAGCCUGAGCUUGUUCCUUUUCGGUUAACCCAGAACAUGAUUGAUGGUUUAGGUAUCACUGGAUAUGAGGGAAUCUUCUUGAGGGUUUGUGAAAUUACACUUUCUGUAUUGAGGACACACAGGGAGACUCUUAUGAGCGUUCUUGAAACUUUCAUCCAUGAUCCACUUGUGGAAUGGACAAAAUCUCACAAGUCCAGUGGAGUAGAAGUUCAGAAUCCACAUGCACAGAGAGCCAUUAGUAAUAUUGAAGCAAGGUUACAAGGGGUUGUGGUUGGUGUUGGAGCUGCACCUUCGUUGCCCCUUGCUGUAGAAGGUCAAGCCCGAAGACUGAUUGCUGAAGCAGUAUCUCACAAGAAUCUUGGAAAGAUGUACAUAUGGUGGAUGCCAUGGUUUUGAGGAUCAGUUGAAUUGAAAAGUUCUUACAAUAGUUUAGACAGUUACAAUACAACGUUGCUAAUUAAUCUAGAAUUGAACCAGCAAGCUGAGGACGGAUUUGUUCGAGGUCAUCCUCUUUUGGUAUAGUAGUUACAGGACUUUGAGACGCAGGAGAUUCAACCUCAUCCAGCUGCAAGUACUAUGCCCAUUUUGCUUAACCUGGCUAGAUCCAUCAGCUAGAAGGGUGCAUCGCAUUGGAAGUAUAGAUCCUCUGUUUUAUUUCUUUGUAUAUAACUUCUCUCGGGGUAGUUAUGGACCCAUUCCUUAUAUAUGAAUGCAUCAAAUUACAUGGUUCCAUGUGAUAAUUUCAUAGCAUAUGUACAGGUAAGUGUAUAACAACUUGCAUGGAGAAGGGAAAAAAUGUAAAAAACAA
Messenger RNA from Arachis ipaensis, 8754 nucleotides. RefSeq names its product Ataxia telangiectasia-mutated and RAD3-like protein (gene ATR). Gene Ontology annotation, molecular function: protein binding; protein serine/threonine kinase activity. The record is from RefSeq and is a predicted model, not a curated record. Gene Ontology annotation, biological process: DNA damage checkpoint signaling; telomere maintenance; DNA repair. Gene Ontology annotation, cellular component: nucleus; chromosome. Lineage: Eukaryota; Viridiplantae; Streptophyta; Magnoliopsida; Fabales; Fabaceae.